AUGAGUGCAGACCUCAUGGAUGAAGGCACCACGAACAACCAGUUCGAAGAGCCUGAUCAACCCUUGCAGAGUAUUGAUGAAAUUAUGCAGAUAAUUGCUGAAGCUACCAUUCCAGGUGCUGGAACAGCCAGUCUUAAUCAGUUUCUGACCGGUGGCUUGGACAUAGAUGAUGGGAUGGAGUAA
Messenger RNA from Ilex paraguariensis (yerba mate), 183 nucleotides. NCBI's taxonomy places the organism in Eukaryota, Viridiplantae, Streptophyta, Magnoliopsida, Aquifoliales, Aquifoliaceae. The record is from the annotation of a GenBank genome assembly.